GUGGCGCCCGUAACCUCUGCGCACUGACGUCGGCGCGCCGACGUGACGUGCUGACGCAGCGCUCUGGGCGCCUCCGCCCUCCCGGGCUCCAGUCCAGCGGCGGGAGGCCUGGGGCGGCGCUUCGGUUUGUGGGAGCCGCUGUGGUGUGAAGGCGCGAGGCCGGUGGGAAGGGCCGGCCCUUGUACCCUCCUCCUCCGGGUCUGCAGCUCCCCAUCCCAGAUGGACAGGGUGUGCGCCGUGUUCGGAGGCUCCCGGGGCAUCGGCAGGGCGGUGGCCCGCUUGAUGGCCCAGAGAGGCUACCGACUGGCCAUCGUCGCCCGGAAUCUGCAGGGGGCCAGAGCCGUGGCCGGGGACCUGGGCGGAAUGGAUCGUCACUUUCUCUGCGAAUUUCAGUUUCUGGAGGGAGAUCAUUUGGCAUUGAGCUGUGAUGUUGCCAAAGAACAUGAUGUUCAAAAUACAUUUGAAGAGAUAGAGAAGAACUUAGGUCGAGUUAAUUUCUUGGUAAAUGCAGCUGGAAUUAACAGGGAUAACCUCUUAGUAAGGACAAACGCCGAAGACAUGCUGUCUCAGCUUCAUACUAACCUCUGGGGCUCCAUGCUGACCUGUAGAGCUGCCAUGAAGACCAUGAUCAAACAGCAGGCAGGGUCCAUUGUGAAUGUGGGAAGCGUUGCAGGUGUAAAAGGCAGUUCUGGCCAGUCCGUGUACAGCGCCAGUAAAGGCGGGCUAGUUGCGUUCUCACGCUCUCUUGCUAAAGAAGUAGCAAGAAAGAAAAUUAGAGUGAAUGUAGUUGCGCCAGGAUUUGUUCAUACAGAUAUGACGAAAGACUUGAAAGAAGAACAUUUAAAGAAAAACAUCCCUCUUGGGAGGUUUGGAGACCCCCUUGAUGUGGCCCAUGCAGUUGUGUUUCUUUUGGAGUCUCCAUACAUUACAGGGCACGUCCUGGUGGUGGACGGAGGCUUGCAGCUCACCAUGUAGCCAACUGAUAUGGCUAUUAUUAGAGUCAAAGGCACACAGUGUUAUACCUGCAUUCGCUAAUCAAACCUACUGAUGCUACAAAUGUUGAUUUCCAUCUUUAUAUGAAUAUGUCUGUAGAGGACAGUAUGUGACCAGCUGUGCUUUCUAAAUGACACGUACCUUCCAGGCUGCAGCAGUGUUAGUGUGUAGUCACCCUCGGUACCCACAGGGAUCUGCCCUAGGAGCCCCCGAGUCUUCAGAUGCUCCAGUCCCUUACAUACCACAGCCUCCAUAGUAUUUGCAUAUAACCUAUGUAUACUUUUUUUUUUUUUAGUUUCUGCUUUAUAACAAAGCGAAUCAGUCAUACAUAUACAUCUGUUCCCACAUCCCUUCCCUCUUGCGUCUCCCUCCCUCCCACCCUCCCUAUCCCACCCCUCCAGGCGGUCACAAAGCACCGAGCUGAUCUCCCUGUGCUAUGCGGCUGCUUCCCACUAACCUACGUAUACUUUAAAUCAUCUUUAGAUAAUGCAUAAUACCUAACACAGUGACAAGGUUGUGUAAAUAAUUGAAGUACAGUGGAAAUGCAGUGUAUUUUUGGAAUUUGUGGAAUUUUUAAAAAAAUAUUUUCUAUCCGUGGUUGGUUGAAUAUGGAUGUGGAAGUCAUGGAUGUGGAGAGCUGACUGUAUAGGCAUUUUGCAAGUGAUAUAAACAGAUGUUAUCUUAAUUUAUACAUUUUGUGGCAAAAGUGGGAAAAAUUAUAUGGUCUAAUUGUCAUUAGUUGUUUUGUUGUAUCAGGCUGAAUACUCCAGAAGUUAACCUUGGAGGCCAUUGCCAAAGUAAGAGUAUUUACAGGGCAUGGGUAGGUGUCAAUACCUCAGCAGCCCUGCUAGAGUUAAACAUUGUAUCCCUUUUGCCCCUUAGACAGUCAUUUGAUUUACAGGUUGAAAUGAAUGUGGAGUUUGGUUUCUCUGAGUGGCAUUGCUCCUCCUUGAGCCACUGGGCUCAAUAAAAUGCAAGUGCAGGUGUGGACAGUUGACCCAUCCUGUGGAAGUUCUCAAAGAUGGUGAGGGUUAACUCUUACUGAUUUAACACCUGGUACUGUUGUGAGCUGCGUAGAUCUCAUCAGCUUAGGAAGUGGAAGUGUUUCGUUUUUUGUUUUUGUUUGUUUUGUUUUUUUAAAUCCACAAAAACAGUUUAGCAGGCUACUUAAAAACAGCAAUAAUAAUAUUCUUGCCUGACAUUUUAGAAAACUAAUAAUUAUGAACAAUCAUAAAUAAGUAAAUAUGCAGUAACAGUGAGUUAAAUGUCUUUACAAGGAACAGGUUAAGCAUUAGUCUUAAAAGAAGAUGUUUGCCUGAGAUUAGAGAUUAAGACACAAACUGAGUGAAAACAUCAGAUGACGCCUACUUUGCAUUGAACUGUUUUGUGGGGAAUACCGUGAGCAUUUUAAAUGUCACUGGAUUCAUGUUGAUUUCUAUAAUUUGUCCUUUUAAAAUGUUUUAAAUAUUUAUUGCACCUUAAACAGCAAUCUUUUUACAGUUUUAUUGGAGCCGAAAUGAUUUUAUGUAAACAUUUAAUUUAUAUUGAAAGUCGAUGCAAACGUAUUAAUAGGAUAUAUUAAAUAAAUGCAGAGUAAUAAAAGUAAAAUAACAAAGUCAAGUCUGUGUUCCAAAUCAAGAUUCCUGAUUCCUUAAAAAUUCUUUUGCACUGAUCUUCAAAAUAGCCUUCUUUACUUCGAGAAGUCUGUUUAGGACGUGAGCAAGCCAGUGUAAGUUACUAUUGUAACCGGACGGUCUGCUCACCGCAGACACGGCGGUGCACAGACCGCGCUCAGGCGUGCACAGUGCCCGGCGCUCGCAGGGAAGCAGCGGUUGGGGCGGUGUCCGGCGUCCUGCGCACGGAGCACGCGCUUCUCCAGCGCCGCCUGCCUGCAGGCCUUGCCGGGCGGCCGCGGGCCAGAGCCCUCCUCAGACUCCAGUGCUCCAGACCCCGUGGGGCCGCCUCGGCUGGUGGUCGGCAAGGAAGCAGGUGUCGCUGGAACGAAUGGCGCUGAGGUGUGGCUUACGGAUGGCUUUAACCUUCAAGUGUGUAUAUUCACACGUCAAGUCAUGACCCCUUUUGAAGCGUCCACCCGCUCCCGCCCACAUCGAACUUCUGGAAGGUGGAGCGAGGCCUUAGACAGGUGCAGCCAGCUGCCCCCACCCCGCAGGUGACGUCUCCAUCGGCUCCCACCGCCUGGGCGGGACGUGUUUCGUGCUCUCUUCCUGGUGCUGAAAUGGGUUGCCAGCUGUUGCUCAUAUUCAGAGAUUCAAGAACUUCAGUGGAUUCUUAACAAGAUAACUCAGCUGCAGCUCUUAUAUGGCUCUUAGGAGCCUGCAAUCCAGUCUGUGUUGGGUACUUGUUAGGAAAUGGUUUAUGGCUAAAGCCAGUGUUAACAUGUUUGCAUGGGACGUUUUUAAA
Molecule: messenger RNA, 3414 nt
Organism: Mesoplodon densirostris (Blainville's beaked whale)
Lineage: Eukaryota; Metazoa; Chordata; Mammalia; Artiodactyla; Ziphiidae
Gene: CBR4
Product: carbonyl reductase 4
Exons: 6
Coding region: 220-975 (251 amino acids)
Biological process (GO): fatty acid biosynthetic process
Molecular function (GO): oxidoreductase activity, acting on the CH-OH group of donors, NAD or NADP as acceptor; quinone binding
Source: RefSeq, a predicted model, not a curated record